Aspergillus tubingensis is the source of this 540-nucleotide messenger RNA. Its product is annotated as SelT/SelW/SelH family protein. The coding region runs from base 1 to 540 and encodes 179 amino acids. The transcript is spliced from 3 exons. Lineage: Eukaryota; Fungi; Ascomycota; Eurotiomycetes; Eurotiales; Aspergillaceae. The record is from RefSeq and is a predicted model, not a curated record.
AUGCACAACCACCUCCCCCGCAUCACCAUCAAAUACUGCACUCAAUGUAAAUGGUUACUGCGCGCUGCAUAUUUCGCCCAAGAACUCCUCUCCACAUUCAGCACCCAACUCGGCGAAGUAGCUCUCGUUCCUGCGACGGGGGGUGUGUUUACUGUUACGAUGUAUCAUUCUUCUUCUACUACAUCCACCUCUGGUUCUUCUGCGGGUACAGCACAAGGUGAAGAGGUACCAGUACCAGUAGUAGUAGCAGGUACUGGGAAUGGGAAUGAGGAGGAGGAUGAUGAUGUCACUGAGAUAAUUCUCUGGGAUAGGAAGACGAAUGGGGGGUUUCCUGAAGUCAAAGUGUUGAAAAGUCUGGUGAGAAAUGUCGUCGAUCCCAGUAGGGAUUUGGGACAUACGGAUCGGGCCUUGAGGGCUGCGAAUGUGCCGGUGCAGAGUCAGGAAGGGGGUGAGAUGAAGGUUGUGGGGAAGAGUGAGGAGCAGGGUUCUACUACUGCUACUACUACGAAAGAAGGUGACAAGUGUGAGGAGUGUCAGUGA